CUAAUGUAAUACCCAUUCCUGAAAUCCGAUAGGGUCAAGCUUGCUUGCCUCGUUCAUGUUCCUUGGCCCGGUUCGACGAUUGUUCGUGGUCACCAAGAGCGUGUUUGCUUGCAGCUCUUCGGCUAGGUUUCACCGUACCAAUAUCGCACGAACGUGAUUCCUGGCUCCGGCCUCAGUAAGUUGUCUUGUACACGGGUUACGGUAUAACCAAGGAGCAGACACACAUUAUAAAUACUCCGCCCAGGGCCUGUUUCUAACAAGAUUAUUACCCUGCAUACCAGAAAAGCCCCCUUCGGCAGUUGUUAACACGUUCAAGUCCUAGUCACGCCAGCUUAAGCAGACAAUAAUUUCCGCCACAAUCAAGACUUGGACUUCGAAACCCCCUGUGGCUUUAUGGAUUCCCAAUCUCACUCCAAUCAACAGCUGACAGUCCCAUUGACGGUCUCCGACAUCUCAACCUCGAGGACAAACGUACCCGCAGACUUGCCUCCCACGUGGUUGCUCUCACUAGCAUCAACGGAUUUCUCCCACUUCCCAUUCCAUUACCCAAAGGUAAAGGGUCCAAGACGGACUGAAGGUCGCGGCAACAUUCCAGCGGCGACAAAACUUGUUGCUGCAGAAGCGAUGCACGUUCCAUACUACCACCAUCCAGGAUGGGUACGCUACCCCAAUAUCUUCGCUGGACGGGGCAUUGUUGCCCUUUCCCUUUCAACAUUGCUUGUUUCUGCGUUGGGGGUCUGGCUACGACGAACUUGUCGGCUGCCGAGCAAGAGAAGUCUUAUGGGGAACAAGAUGACGUGGAGGAAUUGCUGAUGUUGAAAAAUUGACUAGAAUAGUCAGAUACGAGAUAGAACGAUAAUGUC
This is a messenger RNA of Verruconis gallopava, 863 nucleotides long. RefSeq lists its product as uncharacterized. The record is from RefSeq and is a predicted model, not a curated record. The transcript has a single exon. The coding region runs from base 394 to 813 and encodes 139 amino acids. NCBI's taxonomy places the organism in Eukaryota, Fungi, Ascomycota, Dothideomycetes, Venturiales, Sympoventuriaceae.